Molecule: messenger RNA, 2772 nt
Organism: Saitoella complicata NRRL Y-17804
Lineage: Eukaryota; Fungi; Ascomycota; Saitoellomycetes; Saitoellales; Saitoellaceae
Product: RdRP-domain-containing protein
Exons: 1
Coding region: 226-2514 (762 amino acids)
Biological process (GO): siRNA processing
Cellular component (GO): nuclear RNA-directed RNA polymerase complex
Molecular function (GO): RNA-directed RNA polymerase activity
Source: RefSeq, a predicted model, not a curated record
CGGUCGAGGCCGGCAAACUGGACGUAAAGAUUCGGGGCUCGGCAGAUCAUCGCCGACGAUCGCAGAACAUGUAAAUGAUCGCGAAGCUCGGUUUCGACGCGUACCGGGUUGGACUCCAAUCACCGUCGGAUUGCCCAAUAUUCUCGCGUUUAUUGCAUUGGUUGUACAGACGCGGGUCUCUUGUCUUUCUGGUUGAGGAACGAGCAAAAGCGCUUGCCUACGCCAAUGUGCAAGUUUGUGAAAGUUUCCCGUGGGUUUCAGUUCACCAAGGAUAAACUCAAUCAGCUGCACCUGUGGUACCUAACACUUGAUUUCAAACUGGCGUUUCAGUGUCAAUCGUUGGUCAGCGACGGAUACAUCCUACCCGGGGAAAUGAUUGAAAUGCGCAGAACAAUCGAGAGGCUCGUCGAUAUCAAAGGAUCCAAGGUCACCACGCCCAUCGUCGAAAGCCUCAAAACACUGAUCCCGGAUCGAAAUCCGGAAACUUCACGCGACCUGUCGAUGGGCGUUAAGGAAAUCGAAGAGGCAUUGAGGCGCGCCGAAGAGAACGACUAUACGGAGAUGAGUCUUCGGCUCAGUAGAUUCGCGAAAUGGGCUAACGAUCGAAGUAUUGCGGUUCAUCAUGUCCAUAUCACGCCGUCGGGGAUGUACCUCAAUGGUCCAUGGUUGGAUCACGGAAAUCGGAUCACUAGGCUUUACAGUGGUUACGAAGACCACUUCCUCAGAGUCGGCUUUACGGAGGAGGAUUUUGCUAAGGUCGGUUAUAACAAGGGCGUGGAUCCCUAUCCGAUUCUGCAGACGAGGUUCAAGGAGGAUGUACUACGGAGGGGUAUCAGGGUCGCCGGACGGAUGUUUGAGUUCUUGGCGUAUUCGUCUUCUGGACUACGUGAACUCUCGUGCUGGUUUAUCAACCCUUUCGCGUUGAAUGAUAGGUGGAUCGAUGGUGACUUGGUCCGGAGUGAGAUCGGAGAGUUGGAGACUAUCACCAACGCCCCGCGUUAUGCUGCGCGUAUGGGUCAAGCGUUUACUUCGACCAUUCUUUCACUACCGAUACAGCGGUACGAAAUCACAGUUAUUCCGGACGUUGAGAGGUGUGGACGGGUGUUUACUGACGGUGUUGGCAAGAUUUCAUGGGAGCUGGUGAAGGAACUGCAUGCAAUUGCGCAUAAACAGAUGAACCCUUCACCAUCUCUCUUUCAGAUCCGCAUGGCUGGUGCGAAGGGUAUUUUAGCCCUCGAUUCUACCCUGCCGGGACGGAAGAUUUGUUUGAGGAAGUCGAUGAUCAAGUUCAUUGCGAAGCCGGAUGCGGAGUGUACGCUAGAAAUCGCUGGACAAGCGGAUCAUGCGAUGAAAUUCUAUCUCAACCGACAGCUGAUCACGCUACUGGAGACGUUAGGCGUGCCGUGCUGGAACUUCCUCGCGCUGCAGGAUCGUGUACUCGAGGAAUUGAAAUCGUCAUGGGCGGAUACAAUGCAAGCUGUCUCGUUAUAUCAUCAUUACGGAGUAGCAGGAGAGUCGAGACUGGAUAUGACCUUGAAAAUAUUGCACCAGUUGGGCGUUAAGAACCAAUUGCGAGACGCGCAGUUCCUGAAUGAUUGUCAUACGGUCGCUAUUCACCAUAUCCUUCGACAGCUUAAAUACCACGGACGCGUCCUGGUUCCGGAUUCAUGGACGUUGUAUGGUACCAUUGACGAGACGGAUACGCUCGGCGAGGAAGAAAUCUAUAUUUGUCUCCGAGAUGGGGAGAACACGACGUAUGUCGAAGGCAAGGUGUUGGUGGCAAGAUCCCCUGCUAUCGCACCCGGUGAUGUACGUUUCGCUACUUGCAUCGGGAAGCCACCGGCGGGGUCCCCGCUUGAAGCUUUACAUAACUGUGUUGUGUUUUCGCAGAAGGGAUUCCGUGAUAUGCCAUCGAUGCUGGCUGGAGGCGAUUUGGAUGGGGAUCACUACCACGUUACCAAGUACCGCGAGAUCUUUCCCAAAGAGGAAAUAAUGGUUGCACCCGCCGAUUAUCCCCCUGUGAUGUUGAAAGAGCUGGGAAGGAAGUGCACCAUCAACGACGUCACAGACUUCUUUGUGCGAUUCAUGCAGGAGGACAAAAUCGGUGGAAUCGCGACGGCGCACCUGAUCCACGCUGAUCGCAGUCCAGAGGGAGCGAAGGAUGAGAUUUGCGUACAACUGGCAGAAUGCCACUCCGUUGCGGUCGAUUUCUUCAAGAGUGGUAACCCGGUCCGGGACAUCCCACCCGUCAACACCCGUAUCAAACCAGAUUUCAUGAUGCAAGAAUACCGAUUACAAACCAAAAAAGCCGACAGACGUCGUGCGAGAAUGGGACGCGAUCGGAUCCGGUUCGUGCAGAGUGAGAAGACGCUGGGGAGGAUGUUCCGACGAAUCGAUAUUGCAUUUGGAGGCUUUGCAGGUCGAAGAACCUGCCGUGGAAGACCCGUGGAGGAUGUUGGAGACGGAUCCGAUUUGGGGAAUGAUUGCGUCGAUGUUGGAGGAGGGUGGGAAUGAGUGGAGGACGUAUGAGAAGGAGGUUGAAGGGGUGUUGUUUGAGUACUACAAUGAGGUUGAUCUUAUCUCGCGGGUGAUGUCGCCGUUGACGCGGGAUUCGCCCUUGUCGGAAGAAGAGAUCUUUAUGGGUGUUGUCGUGGCGUACAUCCCCAACUUUCACGGGCGGCGACACAGGGAGUUCAGGCAAUCUAUCAAGAUGGCGUACGGGUUGUUGGUGAGCAGGUUAUUGGGGGCGAUCGAAGGGGUGGAUGACGGAAG